GUUUUAAAAUUUACAUGCAAGCCAGUUUUCAAGAACUUUUUGUAAAAUUCCAACAAAUUGACAACAUCUACAGGGGCUCAGUGACGUAUAGAUCAGUACGUAUCUUUUAACGUUUUUGAAGGCAUCAAAUAAAUUCAAUGGAAAAGCUAGCACUAGGUUAUGUUUUCGUGGCAAUAUUUCCAUCAAUCAUCUAUGGUUUUCUAUGUCACGAAGCCGAAGAAUUGCCAGGAUACGAAACUGUGCUGAAACUAGACGAGAUGGCCAGAAAAGGUGAACUUAUUGAUCAAUUUAAACCUACAGAAUCUGGAUUCCUUGGUGGUGGAUCAAUUGGUUUUACUUACAAAGGCACACUGCGUCCAAAUGGACGUGAAGUGGCAAUGAAGUUUACAUCGUCUGAAGGUAAACUUGAGGCCAGAAGAGAAUAUGAAAUCUAUUCAUAUUUAGAUGCAAUCAAUAAUACGGCUAUUGAAAGUAAAGGCAUUCCAUCAGUUUACUAUUUCGGCGAAUGGGAAGAUUACACUUUGAUGGCAAUUACAUUGCUGGAUCCAGUAUUCACUAAAAAAAUUAAUGCCAAAGACAUUGACGAAACAGAUAUUUUAAUAAUAUCUAGAGAAUUUGUAAGAAUAACAAAAUACAUCCAUAGCCGUGGUAUUCAUCACAAUGACAUCAAAUAUGGUAAUAUAAUGUUCCGUAAACACCAGUGUUUCAUUAUCGAUUACAAUUUAGCUUCAACAAUGUAUAAAAGUAGCCGAGGAAAGAUAUCGCAACCUUCAGUACAAAGAACCUUUGAAGAUGGUCGACGUGCGGCAAAGGAGGAUAGGGGAAGUUUUCUUUCUUCAAUGAGUGACUUUUUCGGUUUAGAACUCGAAUGGCUUCAGUUUAGUAAAAUGCAUGAAAUACUCCUCGGAAAAUUGAGAUACCUCUGGCGAAAAUUGGCACAAGAUAUUAAACAAAUCAAGGAAAUUGAAGAUGACGGAUUGAGCAGAGUUUUCGGUGAAUUUGCCAGUUAUGUAUUCGAAGAUCAGAUUGAGAGUAUGAAUCGCGAUAAUGGGACAAGAGUUUCGAUUUACGAUAAAAUAUAUGAAAUUAUCAACGAAGAAAUAGCAAAGUACAAGAAUGGGAAGCCAGUCUUAGUUUCAUGGCUAACAGAGGAAGAAGAAGAAAAGGCGCUGCAGGAUUUAGAAGAACACCCAAUACCAACAAACAUAACAUUCAUUACCGAUCCCUUCAAUCAACCAAUGCUCAAAUACAAAAGUGUAAAUUUUGAAUAUUUUAGUAAAAAGAAGCAUACAAAUGCACAGUCGUCUAGAAACCCCAAAAAACGUUAA
Messenger RNA from Contarinia nasturtii (swede midge), 1328 nucleotides. RefSeq lists its product as uncharacterized. Gene Ontology annotation, biological process: protein phosphorylation. The record is from RefSeq and is a predicted model, not a curated record. Gene Ontology annotation, molecular function: protein kinase activity; ATP binding. Lineage: Eukaryota; Metazoa; Arthropoda; Insecta; Diptera; Cecidomyiidae. Bases 138 to 1328 code for a protein of 396 amino acids. The transcript has 6 exons.